UCGACGGUCUCGUGUGUCUUUUCUUACACCUCCCGUCAAGAUGUUUAAGCUUGCUCGUAGCAGUGCUGUUGCGGCUGCACUCAAGCCAAGAAAGGCCUACGCGCCAUCACGAUUUGCAGGUGUUGCACAACAGAAGAGAGGUCUGAGCAUUCAUGAGUAUCUCUCUGCGGAUCUCUUAAGAAAGUAUGGCGUUGGUGUCCCAGACGGCUCCGUUGCAACAACCGCGGCUGAAGCCGAAGCUAUUGCAACGAAGAUUGGUGGAGAUGAUAUGGUCAUCAAGGCCCAGGUUCUCGCUGGUGGUCGAGGAAAGGGUACAUUCGACAAUGGCUUGAAAGGAGGUGUCCGAGUUAUCUACUCUCCAACAGAGGCCAAGAUGUUCGCCGACCAAAUGAUCGGACACAAGCUCGUCACGAAGCAAACGGGCGCGGCAGGCCGUCUUUGCAACUCUGUCUACAUCUGCGAGCGGAAGUUUGCCCGACGAGAAUUCUACCUGGCAAUCCUGAUGGACCGUGGCUCCCAAGGCCCCGUCAUUGUGUCCUCAUCCCAAGGAGGCAUGGACAUUGAGACUGUCGCCAAAGAGCAACCAGACGCUAUUACCACGACAUAUAUCGAUAUCCAUAAAGGUGUUACGGACGACAUUGCCCGCAAGAUUGCUACUGAUCUCGGCUUCAGUGAGCAAUGCAUUGAGGACGCCAAGGACACGAUCCAGAAACUCUACACAAUUUUCAUGGAGAAGGAUGCUACUCAGAUUGAGAUCAACCCUCUCUCUGAGACCUCAGAUCACAAAGUUCUCGCUAUGGAUGCUAAGCUUGGUUUUGACGACAACGCCGAAUUCAGACAGAAAGAGAUCUUCUCAUGGCGCGACACCACCCAGGAAGACGCCGAAGAAGUCCGUGCUGCUGAGUCUGGCUUGAACUUCAUCAAGCUUGGAGGUGAUAUUGGAUGCUUGGUCAAUGGCGCCGGUCUUGCCAUGGCUACCAUGGACAUUAUUAAGCUAAAUGGUGGCGAGCCAGCAAAUUUCCUCGAUGUUGGAGGUGGAGCUACUCCUCAAGCCAUCAAGGAAGCUUUCACCCUCAUUACUAGUGAUCCUAAGGUUACCGCUAUCUUCGUCAACAUCUUCGGUGGUAUCGUCCGAUGUGAUGCGAUUGCCCAAGGUCUCAUCUCCGUGGUUGAGAGCAUGAACCUCAGCAUUCCAAUCAUUGCCAGAUUACAAGGAACGAACAUGGAAGCAGCACACAAGUUGAUCAACGAUGCCGGACUUAAGAUCUUCUCCAUUGACGACUUACAAAGCGCUGCCGAGAAGGCUGUGCAAUUCUCGAAAGUCGUAAAGAUGGCACGUGAUAUCGACGUUGGCGUUGAGUUUUCUCUCGGUAUUUGAGCGAAUGAUGUUGCUUUCAUGCGUCUCCUUGUGUAUUGAUGUAUUGAUUCCCUCGCCUUUAGAAGAUAGGUUGAGUAUGUAUAAUGCAAACCAUUACUUGUGCAAAUAUACCUUGGUUGAUCAAGUCUGGCCUCCCGAGGUCGUCUAUGAAAAC
Mollisia scopiformis is the source of this 1532-nucleotide messenger RNA. RefSeq names its product atp-specific succinyl-CoA synthetase beta subunit. Lineage: Eukaryota; Fungi; Ascomycota; Leotiomycetes; Helotiales; Mollisiaceae. The coding region runs from base 41 to 1378 and encodes 445 amino acids. The record is from RefSeq and is a predicted model, not a curated record. Gene Ontology annotation, cellular component: succinate-CoA ligase complex; mitochondrion. The transcript is spliced from 4 exons. Gene Ontology annotation, molecular function: succinate-CoA ligase (ADP-forming) activity; metal ion binding; ATP binding. Gene Ontology annotation, biological process: tricarboxylic acid cycle; succinyl-CoA metabolic process.